Messenger RNA from Theobroma cacao (cacao), 1437 nucleotides. Its product is annotated as Restriction endonuclease, type II-like superfamily protein. The record is from RefSeq and is a predicted model, not a curated record. Lineage: Eukaryota; Viridiplantae; Streptophyta; Magnoliopsida; Malvales; Malvaceae.
UGAUAAAACGGUGCAUGCGUGCGUUCCUCAAAUACUCGUUUUCUUCCCCUCUUCCAUUUUCAUCGCUCCAGUCUUUGUUGUUGGAGCCAAACCCUAAAAAAACCAGGAAAGGCCAUGGUUGCAACCCAAUUAUAUUGGUCAAGCUGAUUGAAUUCGAUUACUUUAAAUUAAGGAAAAGCCCAUGUUUUGUUUUUGAAACACCCAUAGCCAUUCUUUCAGCUCCUAUUUCAGUCUUAUUUAGCAACUCAAGUUCUCCUUCAGAAUAAAGCAGCUAUCCACAGCCUGGUUCCUUCACAAUGAGUAAUUGCAACGUGACUAAAUUUUGUGCCAUUCACCGUAAAGCAGUGGUUCCUUUGUCCAUGAGCAGAAGGUGGAGAAAUGGAUAUCCAAGAACCCUUUCCACCGGCAUUGUAACACAUACCUCUCCAGCCACCCGGCUUAUUGUUCGUUCUCCAUCAUCACUAGUGCUAGCUAUCAACCUCACCCCAUUUGAUGCACCUCAACGCUCAGAUGAAUGGUUUGCCCUUCGUAAGAACAAGUUGACCACAAGCACCUUCAGUACUGCUUUGGGUUUUUGGAAAGGAAAGCGCCGCUCUGAGCUCUGGCAUGAAAAAGUAUUUGCAUCAGAAACGCAGGUUAUAGAAUCUUCUAAGAAGUGUGCUAUGGAGUGGGGUGUGCUCAAUGAAGCAGCAGCUAUUGAGCGGUACAGAAGUAUUACGGGUCGUGAGGUUAGCUCAUUAGGUUUUGCUAUCCAUUCGAAGGAGCAGUUUGAUUGGCUCGGUGCAUCCCCAGAUGGUCUUCUUGGUUGCUUUCCAGGAGGUGGCAUCCUGGAAGUGAAGUGUCCAUACAACAAAGGCAAACCUGAGACUGCUCUGCCAUGGUCAACUAUGCCAUUCUAUUACAUGCCUCAGGUUCAGGGUCAAAUGGAGAUAAUGGACAGGGAAUGGGUUGAUUUGUAUUGCUGGACCCCAAAUGGAAGUACAAUAUUCCGUGUGCAUAGAGAACGCAGUUAUUGGGAUCUUAUACAUGGCAUUUUACGAGAAUUUUGGUGGGGAAAUGUAUUACCUGCUAGGGAGGCCCUUUUGUUGGGUAAGGAAGAGGAGGCUAAGGCGUAUGAGCCUGCAUCUACUCACAAGCAGACAGGUCUUGCAAUUUCUAAGAGCAUAAAGUUAGCUAGUGAAGCAAAGAUGUUAUGUAGGGAGAUUGCAGGUCAUAUUGAAUUUUAUAGAUGAUGGUCCUAAAUUGUUAUUAAUUUUACCCCGUGUAUUUGGGGAUCGGCAUUCCUGUGGCAACUGUAUACUUAUAAUUCCAUUGAGCCAUGAUUCCUCAUAGAUUGUAAAUGGUUUAGUUCUGAUCUACAUGUAGUCCAUAAAGUUUUCGCAAUUUGGUUCCGGGUAACACAUUCAGGAGUAAAAAUAGACCAGUGUUAUUGUUUCA